This is a messenger RNA of Pan troglodytes (chimpanzee), 8085 nucleotides long. It is a transcript of the gene CDC42EP3, whose product is annotated as CDC42 effector protein 3. Bases 3450 to 4214 code for a protein of 254 amino acids. The record is from RefSeq and is a predicted model, not a curated record. Gene Ontology annotation, cellular component: cytoskeleton; plasma membrane; cytoplasm. The transcript has 2 exons. Gene Ontology annotation, biological process: Rho protein signal transduction; positive regulation of pseudopodium assembly; regulation of cell shape. Lineage: Eukaryota; Metazoa; Chordata; Mammalia; Primates; Hominidae. Gene Ontology annotation, molecular function: small GTPase binding.
GCAAUUGUUCUUCCUGUUUUAUUUAGGGAAAGGGAGUGUGGGAGGGGCUGCUAUUUUAGAAAGAAAGCCUCUCCCUUGAAGUCUCAUUUGAAUAAAGAUCUUAAGGAGCCUUUUGCUGAUUUGGGGAAGAAUCCCCACGCAGACAAGAGUAGGCCAGGCUCUGUUGUCGGGAGUGCCUGGAACAGCCUGAAGGCCAAUGUGGCUGGGGCAGAGUGAGAGGUGAGCAAACUAGUAGGAAAUGAGAUCUUAUGUGAAACCCCCAUGUCAUAGGGUUCUUGCACACCCAAAGUGGAAUGACUACUGAGUCCACAGUCUGGCUUCAUUUUCUGGACGUUCAAGUGAUGAUAAGGAAUUGCAAGGAAAGCCUGCUGUCAAACAACAAUCUCCUCAUUAAGUUUCACAUGAACACAUACAAAAAAGGACAUUCUCUUUUUCCCUCUCAGGACCUUUGCAUUUCAACAGCUUGAAAUGCUCUUCUUUACUCCUCUUCCUAUCAAAUUCCCCAGGUUUAAUUUAAGCUCUGCCCCCUGUGAGAACCUUCUCUUAACUCCUCCAGCUGACACUGAGUCAAUCUUCUUUGUGACUAGGGGGUCUUAACCUAGGACUUCCCUGGCAUCAGUAAAUUAUUUACAGGAACUCUGAAACUGCAUAUGAAAAAUUUUGUGUAUCAAUCAAUAUGCUUUUCCAAGGGUGCUCAUAAAUCCCAUGAGAUUUUCAAAUGAGUUUGUAGCUUUGAAAGGUGGAGAACCACCAGGCACUCAUGGACGGUGCUUCUCAAACAUUAAAUCUGCACGCAAACUAUCCACAUUUCAUUAGACUGAAGAUUCCAACUUGGUAGCCCUGGAGUGAGGCUUGGUGCUGCUGGUCCUGGGACCACACUUGGUAGCAAGAGACUAGAAUGUGGUCAGCAUUUGCUUGUGUACCCUGGCAAGGUGCUCUCUGCACUUAGGUAAAUCACAGGUUUCUGGACAGCAAGGGCACUGACAAUACUACUUGUCUUUUCUCCCAAGUAGGGACUAAUAGAAAAACAGCCCACUGUUGGGCCUGACAGGUGGUCUACAGAUACCAGGCUUCUAAGGUUACCACCAAAUGUUUAAGGCUAAACCUUUCCAAAAUUCACAGCAGAAUCUCAAAACUCCUAAAAUCUUCCUGAAGCAAAGCUUUUUCCUCUCUUCCGGUAGUAGAGUCCCAUAACAUGUUGAAACCUAAAUCCAUCAACUCUACAAGCUAUCAUAGUUAGCACAGGAAAUGCACUCAUUUGGAAGAAUAAUUCACUAUAUGAGGGAUCAGUUACUCACUGAAGAUGCUCAGUACAAAGAAAUAACGUGAGGCACAGGGCAUGGUGGCUCAUGCCUGUAAUCCCAGCACUUUCGGAGGCUGACGCAGAAGGAUCACUUGAGGCCAGGAGUUUUGAGACCCUGGGGGAAAAAAAAAAAAGGAAAGGAAGGGAAGGGGAGGGGAGGGAAGCGGAGGGGUGGGGAGGGGAGGGCAGGGGAGGGGUGCGGAGGCGAGGCCAAAGGAGCCAAGAUAAAUCAAACCACCAGGCCCUUGAAUGAGCAGGUCCUGGAUAACUGUUUAGAGUCCAGCAGUGAAGUCUCAUUUAAAAACGGCAGAGGGAGAGAAAGCCUCUAAAAGGCAAGGGAUAAUGUAGAAAAGUAAAAAUAGGUUUUAGAAUAAAAAUGCCGUUUCAGACAAACUGCCACUCUAUAUUUGCAAAACCUGUAAAAGAAGUUAUUUAUUUGGCCAUGUAGAAAUACAGUGCUUUUAACAGCAGCUAACAAUAGAUCACGUGAAAAAAAUUACAUACAAGACAUGUGUGUCAGGAAUGUCUUUAUGUGUUCAAAAGGAAUUUUUCAUGUGGUAUUUUAUAUAUAUGCACAUAUUAUUUGGACUUAUAAAAUACCCUAUGUAAUGAAAACUAUGCAUAAAUAUUUAUAAAAAUACCUUUUUCUAAGUAGGCCAGGAACAUUUAAUAUUUUUCAAUAAAUUAAUAUAUAAAAUAUAUACAUUAGUGCCAAAUGGAACAUAUAUUUUGAAAUAUGAAACCCAAGUAAAAUGCUCAGGAAUCUGGAGUAGAAUCCAGGUAUCUGCCAAAGGAAACUUUGGACGAGUUGUCUUUUGAAGAAGGGAAACAAUGCUGGGUCUCUUAUCUUCACGGACUGUUUUGCUUGUCAAACUUCUAACAUCACUUCAGCCGAGUUUCGUAUUUGACUUCCAACCUCAUGGCCAUUUGACCUGCCAACUAUUAUUUUUCUUUGAGGCUUUUAACACCCCACCCAAGUAUUUUGCUUUCCAGAUUGUGUGCGUUUCCUUUUCACUUCACCUUAAAGUCAGCCUGGGUUUACAACAUCGGCUUAAGGCGCACCCUCUAAGGUUUCAGACAGACCCAGGGCACCGCGGCGAUGACCUGAAGCUGAUACCUCUCGGCAAAGCCAAGGUGCCCGGGAGGUUCUCCGCGUUGUGCCAGGAUUUCCAUCCAACCCGAGAGUCUCAGGGCAGAGGCCAGGCCCCCAGCGUCCGACUCCCAGGGGUCCCAGCCCCCUCCCCUGGCUGACCAAGCGGGCUGGGACCUCCCAGCCGGAAAACACCGCCCUUUCCUGUCGCCUACUCCUUCCCCAGGCCAACGACUCGCGGAGGAGGAAGAGACGGAGGCCGAUUAAGAAAAUUAGCAUUCAUUAACCCGGUUCACGCUCGGGCCCCGGCGGAGGGGAGGGGCGCGCCGGGCGGCGGCGCUGGCGGUGGCCGGGUGACCGGCGGGCGCAGGUGCCACCGCGGGCUGAAUUUUACUCUCUCGGGCCGGCAGCUGCGCCACUUGCGCCUCGUCGCGCGUCUGGGGCAGCCGCCACCGGCUUGCCCCAGCUUUAGGCAAAUCCUUUUGAAAGACCCUGAGGGAGAAGAAACGCCUCCCUCUGGGUAGGAGAACCUGUAGCGUCUGCUGUUCGUCGCGUGUCCAGUUGCUCAGCCGGGAGCUCCGGCAUCUUCAGGGCGCGAAGUCCACUCUCCGGGUUUUGGCUGCAGCUCUGAGGGGAGCGAGCUAGAAACUGACAGAACGCGACCCUCCCCCUCCGCGCCCACCGGAGCCCGGGCUGAGAGGGACCUGGGGAGCUGCGGCCUGGCCGGGGCGGCGCACUCAGGUGGCCUCGCUUCCCUGCGGGUCACCGCCCGCCACGCCGGAACCUCGCACAGCUAGGUCGGCCUGUUGGGAUCGGGAGAGGUUUGUCCUGGUUGUGGUCAAGACUGGAUGAUGUAACUGACUCUCUAGGAAGCCUCACUUGGCCGUAACCUCAGGAAGGUUCUCUUUGACCUCAUCUCAUUUCGAAGCCACUUCUGAAGCCACUUGAGAAAAAUGAUGUGACAGUUCCUAUCAAAAAGGAUUCAGAAACAUAUACCAUCUGUGAAGAAAGUGGCCCUUUUUCCCGCUUGCAAAAUAGACAUUCUCAAAUUCCAAAAUGCCAGCCAAGACCCCAAUUUACCUGAAAGCAGCCAAUAACAAGAAAGGAAAGAAAUUUAAACUGAGGGACAUUCUGUCUCCUGAUAUGAUCAGUCCCCCGCUUGGAGACUUUCGCCACACCAUCCACAUUGGCAAAGAGGGCCAGCACGAUGUCUUUGGAGAUAUUUCCUUUCUUCAAGGGAACUACGAGCUUUUACCUGGAAACCAGGAGAAAGCACACCUGGGCCAGUUCCCUGGGCAUAAUGAGUUCUUCCGGGCCAACAGCACCUCAGACUCUGUGUUCACAGAAACGCCCUCCCCGGUGCUCAAAAAUGCCAUCUCCCUCCCGACCAUUGGAGGAUCCCAAGCUCUCAUGUUGCCCUUACUGUCACCAGUGACAUUUAAUUCCAAACAGGAGUCCUUCGGGCCAGCAAAGCUGCCCAGGCUUAGCUGCGAGCCCGUCAUGGAGGAAAAAGCUCAGGAGAAAAGCAGUCUGUUGGAGAAUGGGACAGUCCACCAGGGAGACACCUCAUGGGGCUCCAGCGGUUCUGCAUCUCAGUCCAGCCAAGGCAGAGACAGCCACUCCUCCAGCCUGUCCGAACAGUACCCCGACUGGCCAGCCGAGGACAUGUUUGACCAUCCCACCCCAUGCGAGCUCAUCAAGGGAAAGACUAAGUCAGAGGAGUCCCUCUCUGACCUUACAGGUUCCCUCCUCUCCCUGCAGCUUGAUCUUGGGCCCUCACUUUUGGAUGAGGUGCUGAAUGUAAUGGAUAAAAAUAAGUAACAAGAUGCCAACUUCUUUCCUUUGGGGUAAAAGGUACAAAAACAAACUAACCACAGUUGAAGAGAAGGGCUUCCGGAGCUGUAUUUGCAGUUUUGUGUUGGGUUUUCUAAAAUAAUAUUCUUACAAAGUAUUUUUUUACCUGUCAUGCCCUGUUUGCAAAAACAAUUUAGAAAAAAACAACAAAGCAAAACCUAUCUUGGCAAAAAGAGGAAGUGAGUCAGAGCCCAUUUUCAGGAGGCAUUGGUGAUGUUCGGCUCACAUAGUGUUUGCAGACACACAAGAAAUCUGGCUUGGCCAGGAUUGGCACUAGCUAUGAAGGGCUGAGCGAGUCACAUUAAGGAACUUCACGGAACUUUAUAGCACUCCGACAUUUUCUGAGCAAGAGGAAGUCAAAAUUUAUUUAACACCUAAGCCUUUUUGUAGACUCUUUUCUAUAUAUUGCUUGGGCUCACCAUAGCGAAUUCUCCAGUGUUAAAACUUUUCUGUUUUCACAUUUGAACUUUAUGGGUUUUGGGGAUUUUCUUGUAGUUCUUAUAUAUCCCUAUAUAUUAUAUCUAUAUUGCAAAAUUUUGACUGUCAGCUACAUGUUGGUAAGACACAGGCAAAGUAUUACUGUAACUAAGUUAUUUUUAAAGUUAAAAUAUAUUUUUACGUGCCUUUGGCUUUUUAUUGCAGAGUCUACAUUUUAUAGAUUCUACAUCAGAUGUUGUCACUUAUUUCCAUUGGGAUUCCAUUGUAAGCUGUGUAUGUGUGUGUUUGGAAAAGUGUAUUCAUACUUAGUUUUUUUUUUUCUUCAUCUGUUAUCAUACUUUUAACAGCAACCAAUAACGGAUUGUAAAGUGUAAAGGCACAGGUUACUCAUGAUGCUUCUGCAGAGACUGUGGGCUACACCACAUAUGUUAUUUGGAAAUAUAGGUAUUUUAGUACAGUAUACUUGCAUUACAUAGGUACUUCAAACAACACAAUAAAAAGUAAAUGAUAAAGUGAACUUGCUUGUUUAUAGUAAUAAACAAGACCAUAAGAGAAUAAGUAUAGCUAGAGAAAUUGCUUCUCUGAAAUGUACAUGAGCCCUUAAGGUAAGAGAUGAUUUCCAUCUACUCUCAUUUUGAUUACUUCCUUAUGGUUUGAGAGGCUAGAAACUGAGCCUCUCUACUUUAGGAAAAAUGAACAUGUGAGGUCAGAUUUUUUUUUUUUUAAGUCAACACUGAUGCCACCCUCUCAGUGGUCAUUUCUGAGCAUCUUCCUGACUUGAACACCUUCUACAGCAAACUCUUGCAAGUCCAGUUUCAUCCCUGUAAGGCAAAUGUCUUUUCACGCAGAAAGUGCCAUAUAGACAAGAUAAAGGCAGCUAAAACGAGGGAAGUAGAGAGCACUUACCUGACCCCAAGGUGCCAGAGAUGCCCUGAGGAUGGUGGUUAAGGAAACAGGAGCAGGAAAUGUACACAUAGAUUCCUGUCCCUUUGGCAACCACCCCUUCCCCAUCAAAGAAAAACACUUGCACACAGUAACUACCAGCUCCUUCUCUCAAACUUGUAUUUCUCCUGGAAAUGUAUCUCAGAAAUGACCUCCUCUCCCAACCUCUUCAACAAUUCUUUCUUUGGGUUUGGGGUUCUUGCAAUUCCAUCAUCUAAAAUAACCUUUGGACUACAGGUAAAAUGCAAUUAGGACAACUAACCAAGUAGACGAAACAAGUUCCCCUAGGCAGGGGCGUCCAAUAUUUUAGCUUCCCUGGACCGCACUGGAAGAAUUUUCUUGGGCUACAUGUAAAAUACACUAACACUAACCAUAGUUGAUGAGCUUAAAAAAAUAAAAAUAGAAAAUUGCAAAAAAAAAAAAAAAUCUCAGACUGUUUUAAGAAAGUUUAAAAAUUUGUGUUGGACUUCAUGCGGGCCACAGGUUGGACAAGCUUGCCCUAGGGCAUUGCGUGCUUUCCUUAACUUCUCAGUUGUAUUUCGUUAUCCAUGACUCUCCAGUGUUUUUUCUGUUGGACCACACCCAUCACAGUUCACAGUUCCAAAUAGAAAUUUCCCAGCCUAUUCUAAAUCUUGUUAAUGACGAAGAGUCCAAUGUAUCUCAUUAUUUGUAGCCAAUUUUAGACUCUUUUCAAUACCUCCCCCCCAUUUUAAUUAGUAUUGAUCAUAUUCAGUCUUUCAUUUUACUCUUCAUCUGUAGCGUGACCUCAAGGUAAAGAUGAAACUAUUUCAUGAAAAGGGGAGGAGUAUGGCUGUGCAUUAGCUCUACUCCCUCUCUGGUAAGUACUGGGGAGAGAACAGCCCUGCCAGUACUGGGUUUGAUAGAUUCUAAAUAUUAAUCACACAUCCUGCCUACAGUUAGCCAUUUUAGUUUCUGGGAGUUCUUUCAUGUACAUUUUCUUCCAUUAAUUGAAUUAGGUAUAAUUGAGAUGGCAAUAAAUAUGCCCGUAUUAGAAAGAGGAAACAAAGCUACAUCCGGCUUAUGAUUUUGUUGAGUCACUUCUCCCGAGGCAGCCUUUCCAAUGCCUGGUCCCUUCCCCUGAGAGCAGGUGGACUGCUGGUGGUGGCUUUCUUUCCUGCAGAGAGGCACUUUAGACCCGUACCUGCUGUGAGCUGAAUUGAUGUUCUCAUCCUGUGAACCUUCUCCCACUUUAACCUAAUUUAUCUUUACUUGUUUAAAGAUAAGGAAACCCAAGAUGUACUUUAUUUGCAAACUCAAAGCAAAUGGCGAGCCACCUGUGACCCAAUAACCAGAAAAGAAACCAUGCCAUUUGUAUAAGUAGAGACACUUCUUGUUGAGGUAGGCAAGGCUCUUGUGAGCGAUUUUUUCCCCUAGUGAGACCUAACAAAAGACAAGCUAUAUUAUUUCUGCCUGAAAUUAUCUGCUUGAAAAGAUCAAAAUAUCAGGAUACUUAGCUCUUCACAAAUAUGAAGUCAUUAUCACAUUUCACUGAGCCAGAAAUCACUGUUAACAGCACACACAAAAGACUACACUGGUUGAACAGCAAAGAGAAACCCGGGUCUCCAGAAUCACAGUUUAGUCCUUCUAUAUUACUGCAAGUGACCUGUUUUUUCUGAAGGCUCCCCGCAAAUGAAGUCCUGGAAUGGAAAAAAUCCCUAAGUCCAUAAAUUAACUUGAUAAAUAUUUUAGAACAGACAAAAGAAAAUAUUGAGUGAUGUAGUUCUAAUCCUCCUUCUAAUAUGGAACCUGGCAAGACUGAAUCAUUUUACUGUGAAAUAUAUAAACACAAUAGAAUGAGCCAACAUGAUGGUUUCUCUCCAGUAAGAGUUUUUCUUUUGGAAAUGAGGUUAACCUAGCCCCAAAUCUAGCAAUUCUCAUAAAAUCCGAUUUUAGAAUUAGCCUCCCAGAUUAAUCUGAAUGAUUGACUUAUUUUUUCUUAGGCAAGUCAGUAAGCCACCCACUAGACAGCCAUAUCCAGCAAAAUAAGAGAAGUUUCCAGAUGCCAAAUGAUAAGCCACCAUCAACCCAGAGGGGAAGCCUUCUGGUUGGUUUGGCUGUAUGAGAUUCAGGAAGGCCGGAAUACCCAAAAGUAUUCACACGACAUUAACUUAUUGGUACUGGCUAAGCAAUACAUGUAUUUCCUAAAGGAGGAGAUGGUCUUUUGGUUGAUUUAUGGACACACUUGUUUCAUCUGACUGUAAAUAUAUUGCAUGCUUUAUUCUGAUGGUGCACUAUUUCAUCCAGCAAGCUUUUCAUCUGAGAAUGUUUAAUGUUGACCUUAUUCUUAGAGCAAGUAGAUCUAAAUAUUUUUCAGCUGAGUUAUUAGGGAGUCAUUAUUCUGUGGUACAAUGCUGCAGAAAGCAUCAUGUGGAAGAAUGGGAACUAUGCUUACUUUAUGAAGUGAUGUAUAACACAAUGAAAUCUGUUUUACAACUAC